CAGUCUUCUCAAUGUGAAUUACACAAUGGAAGAUCAAUCAUCUGUAACUAAGAAAGUUGAUGAAAUUUCAAAUGAAUCAGUUAAAACAGUAGAUCCAUAUCAAAGAAUUCGAUCCUUGGAAAAACUUCUCUCUGAAGAACAUCAACAUACUUUAAUUUUACAAAAACAUUUAGAAAUAGCAUCGAAAUCCAAUAUUUCUAUUGAUCAAAAUUCUAUAAAACAAUUAGAUUGUAAACGAAGUGAGAUAUUACAAAAGGAGUUGGAUGAAAAAGAAGAAAUACUUGAUGCUCGUGAUGAACAAAUUGCUGAUUUAAAAUCACGUGUUGAACAAAUGCGUAAAAUGAAUGAAGCAAUGCGUGCAUUAAUGGAGAAGGAACCAAGUGAAAUCAAGUCACAAAAACUGGGGACCAAUGUUGAAAUAACUAGUUAUAAAAAAGAAAUUGAAUGUAUGAGAAAAGAAAUGCAAAUUAUUCGAAAUAAUCUUACACAAGCUGAAAAAGUAAAAGAGAAAUUAAUGAAAGACAAUAGAGAACUUCAAGAAGAAUUAAAAUUACGAGAAGAUUCAAUAUUUGAACAAGAUGAUGAAUUAGAACGACGUAAUAAUGAAAUACGUGGACAUAAAUCAUCUAUUGAACAAAUGAAACGUGAGCUGGAACAAACAAAACGUGAUUUAGCUCAAGCCAAAGCUGCAGAAAUCAGUGGAGCAUCUUGUCGUUUAAGUACUAAAAUUGCAGAAAUUGAAAGACUACGAGCUGAGUUGAAUACUACUGCACAAGAGUUGAAAGAUACAAAAGUGAAUCGUGAUGAACUUAAAAGAAUCGUUGAUCAGAAUGAAGAUACUAUGAAACAUCUUGGCAAUGAAGUACUUCAAUUACGUACUGCUAUUACUGAAAAAGAUAAAAUGUUAACCGAAUUACAUGCAUAUUUGAAAGAAUCUAGGCAAAAUACAGAAAAUAUCAAAUUACAAUGUGAAAAUGCUGAAUCAAAACGAAUAGAUGUUGAGAAACGAUAUGAAGAAUUAAAAGACCGACUUACAAAUAAAGAACAAGAAUUGAAAAAUCUACGUAAACGUAUGGAAGAAGCAGUUUUAAUGAGUACUACUACUAAUACUACUACCAAUAAUAAUAGUAGUAUUAAUCAUAUUAAUCGUGAUUCAAGUCAAUCAGAUAAUAAUAAUAAUAAUCUUACAAAUCGUGAAUUAAUGUUAAAUCGACGUGGAUUUGAAGUGGAUAAAUUAAGAAGAGAAUUAUCAUUAACUAAACGUGAAAAAGAUGAUUUAUAUAUUGAAUUAAAAAAAUUACGUUGUAAAUUAGAUAAAAGGCAUACAUCAGAAGAAAGAAGUAGAAAGGAUAUAACUGGUUAUCUUACGAAUUUCAAUAUGGGUAAUACAUAUGCAAAAGCAAUUGCAGCUCAACAGCCUAAUACAAAAAUCACUUUACUUAAUGAACAUAUUAAUAUAUUGAAUCGUACUAAUAUUGAAUUAAAAAUACAAAAUGAAUCAUUACAUAAUAAUGUUAUUGAUUAUCAACGACGUUAUCGUAGUAUUAAAGAACAAUAUGAAGGUGAACAAGAAGCAUGGAUUACAGAAAGACUUGUACUAGAAUCAAAAGCGAAAGAGCAAGAAGAUCGUCGAACAACAAUUAUGAAUACACGGAAAUUACUUCAAGAUACAAGUGUGAAAUUGUUUGACUUAGAGAAGGAAAGUGAAAAGAAAUUAAUGAAUUUACAAACUGCAUAUGAAAAGUUAGAAAAAGAGAAACAAGCCAUUGAG
This is a messenger RNA of Schistosoma curassoni, 1771 nucleotides long. The record is from the annotation of a GenBank genome assembly. NCBI's taxonomy places the organism in Eukaryota, Metazoa, Platyhelminthes, Trematoda, Strigeidida, Schistosomatidae.